Molecule: messenger RNA, 1832 nt
Organism: Anopheles coustani
Lineage: Eukaryota; Metazoa; Arthropoda; Insecta; Diptera; Culicidae
Product: cholecystokinin receptor type A-like
Exons: 7
Coding region: 12-1832 (606 amino acids)
Biological process (GO): neuropeptide signaling pathway
Cellular component (GO): membrane
Molecular function (GO): neuropeptide receptor activity
Source: RefSeq, a predicted model, not a curated record
GACGGUCGGAGAUGACAGACAAUCCGUGCGUGUACGGCGUGGAGCUGCGGGAGCCACCGGCAACCGGUGGCCCGUCCGCCACCAGCCAGUACGACCUGCUGUUCCACCCGCACCAUCAUCCGGCGCCGGUGACCUACUACUACGACCAGUACUACGCCGCGGAUGGCGUGCAGUCCGGCAACCUGUCGACCGCCCUCGGCGACAUCAUCCGCGAGAACGUUUCGCUCAUUGUCGACACGUACAACUACACGGCCGGCGGGGGCGGUGGUACCGCCACCGGUGGCGGUGGCACCCGCACCGGUGCCGGUGACAGCUCCUUCCAGAACCAGCUUAUCAUCCCACUGUACGCCGUCAUCUUCCUGCUGUCGGUCGUCGGCAACCUGCUGGUGAUACUGACGCUCGCCCAAAACAAGCGGAUGCGUACCGUCACGAACGUCUACCUGCUGAAUCUGGCCAUCUCCGACCUGCUGCUGGGCGUCUUCUGCAUGCCGUUUACACUCGCCGGUCAGGUGCUGCGGCGGUUUAUCUUCGGCAGUGUCAUGUGCAAAUUAAUACCGUACUUUCAGGCGGUUUCCGUUUCGGUGGCGGUCUGGACGCUGGUCGCCAUCUCGCUGGAGCGCUACUUCGCCAUCUGCCGGCCGCUGUCGUCGCGCCGCUGGCAGACCCAGUUCCACGCCUACAAGAUGAUCGGCCUGGUGUGGACGGUGAGCUUCCUGGCCAACUCGCCGCUGUGCUACGUGCAGCGGCUGCAGCCGGUGCUGCGGGCGGGACGCAGCACCGGCCAGAUGAAGUGCCGCGAGGUGUGGCCGGACCGGGUGUCGGAGAAGGCGUACGUGCUGUUCCACGACGUCGGCCUGCUGGUGCUGCCGCUGCUGACGAUGGGCUUCGCCUACUCCAUGAUCGUGUCGAAGCUGUGGCGCGGUCUGCGUCACGAAAUCAAGCACUCGUCGCUGUACCAGCAGUCGAGCAAGCUGUGUCAGGGUGCCGCGGCCGGCGUCCAGCAGUCCUCAGCGGUGUCCCAGAAUGCCCCGGGGGGCGCCUACGGGGGCAACACAACGCCCACAGGUGGUGGAGUUAAGCGCCCCGAUCCCGGCUCCUUCCUGCACCCGUCAAGCAUGAAGAAGGGCAUCUUCAAAGCGUCCCAGGGUGCGACGGUUAACUUUAGCAGCAACAGCUACCACAACAGUGGCUCCGGGAAUGGACAAGGAGCGGGAGCUGGUAGCAGCGCGGCCCAGGGAAGUAUUGGAGGGCCAGACAUUUCCGGACACUUGCCCACCGUCGGCAACAGCGGAGACCAGAUGGUGGAAUGUGAAUAUUGCGACACCAGCGCCGGAAGACUUCGCAGCGUUCGACAUUUCUUCGCCAAGGUGAUCCGAAUGCUGUUCGUCAUUAUCGUCGAGUUUUUCGUCUGCUGGGCGCCACUGCACAUCCUCAACACGGUGUAUCUGUACUCACCCUCGUUCGUCUACCAGUACGUGAGCAGCAGCGGUAUCGCGCUGGUGCAGCUGAUGGCGUACAUCAGCUCCUGCUGCAAUCCGAUCACGUACUGCUUCAUGAACCGCCGCUUCCGGCAGGCAUUUCUCGCCAUCUUCAGCUGCCACCGCAACCGCAUGCCACUAUGCUGCUGUAUCUGCUGCGCCACGCAGAAGGCGGCACCACUAGACGGCGGGGAGGGCAAGUCGGCGGCCUACCUGCGCCAGAAUGCGGUGAACCACUCCGGAGCGGAGCGCAACAACUCCGACCUGUCCGGCAACGACUCACUCGUCUACGUCGGGCGCGGUAUCGUGCAACGUUCCGAGAUAUUGAUUCUGGAAUCCGAGGAUCGGGUUUAG